Messenger RNA from Penicillium verhagenii, 1944 nucleotides. RefSeq lists its product as uncharacterized. NCBI's taxonomy places the organism in Eukaryota, Fungi, Ascomycota, Eurotiomycetes, Eurotiales, Aspergillaceae. Gene Ontology annotation, molecular function: ATP binding; metal ion binding. The record is from RefSeq and is a predicted model, not a curated record. Bases 1 to 1944 code for a protein of 647 amino acids. The transcript is spliced from 2 exons.
AUGAUCACAGCUAGUCUGUUAAGUGAUAACGUCGCAUUUCAGAGCAAAUGGACUCUCAAUCAAAGGUCUUCCGACUCGCUGUGGCAGUCCUUUCAAACUCUUGACGUCAUUAUCAGCGACUCAUCCGAUACAGGCUUAGGAAGCCUCUCUCCUGGAGUCUUCCGAAUCCAUGAUCAGAAUAUCACACAGUAUUUCGAUUUGGAUCAGCGGUCGCCUGUUGGAAAUUUCUUGCAGGAGACGAUCGGCCAGCCACAGAGGCCCAUUGCUGUCAAAUUUGUCCUCCCGGUUCACAGUGGCUUCUGCGUACGGUCUGACUUUCUCGAACGUCGUCUUGAAGGCUGUGAGAAUGUCACUACUGUCAAAGGAUUCCUUAAACCUCAACAGGAAGUCAAGUCUUCUGGUGUACGUAGCGACAAUGGUGUUGGAUUCACUCAACUCGACUCGCUUCUUGCUAGCGCGGUGGGUGGCAUUGUGGCAAACAAUGUAGCCGCCCUAGAUGGGCUUGAGAAGCAACUUUAUAACCGGAUCAGUUUCCCGUGGCUUUGCCCUUCUCCUGCUUCUCCCAAGCGUGUGGUAUGGGUGGCAGGUCGAGCAGACUUGAGUCUCGGCCGGCGUAUCUUUGAGGCGGCUUGGGCAUUAGGAAUAACCCUUGUGAUCAUCGACAAGCCGGGUCAUUGGAUACAGCAAGACGAUCCUCGCUGGAGCCAUCUCCGCGAAGCUUUUAUUCCCCUCGAUAUCUCAGGCGAUGCUGGCUUCGUCGACCGCCUUGUAUCCGCAAUCCGCAACUACGGCAAGCCAAUUCACGGAAUAGCCACCGCCAGGGUCCCACUUAUCGUCGGCAUCGCUAAAGCUUGUGAGAUUCUUGGGAUUCCCACGUCGCCUUCACAGGCCUACGAGAUUGCUGGGGAUAAGUAUCAGACUCGCGAGCUGGAGCCAACCAAAAACGAAGCUUUUUGUGUUUCCAGCAUCGCUCAUUUGAACGGUAUUCUGGAUUCGAGCGAUCACCCGCUGCUACAGUAUCCGCUGAUUGUCAAACCGUGCGAUGGAUGGAGCAGCGAAUGCGUGUCGAAGGUCCACAACCAGCUGGAGCUCGUGCAGGCUGUCGAAAAGGCGUUCGAUCCGCGGCGUACCGACCAAAAGGAUAGCGCUGACGUGAUGAUUGAACCAUACAUUGAAGGACCUGAAGUGGAUGCGAAUGUGGUGUUACUGGAUGGCGAGAUUGUAUUUUUUGAAGUGUCUGAUGACUUUCCCAAGUCAGGUGAUCGUCAAGGAACCGAUUGGAAAGCCAACUUCCAAGAAACGUCCAUGUUACUACCAACAGGUUUGCCCCAAGCCGAGGUAGAUAUCAUCCGCAACUCCGUGCAUCAAACAGUCUUGAGGCAAGGAUUCAGGAACGGAAUUCUGCAUUGUGAAGGCCGUAUGAGAUACUCUAGCAUGAGCUAUACGGUCAAGAAUGGGAUCGAGGAUCUGUACGUCAAUGAGCAGAGCAACUGCCAACAACCGACCUUCUUUCUUCAUGAAGUCAAUGCCCGUCCGCCUGGCUACGCUUGGUCCGUCGCAACGUCGAUGACAUAUGGGGUGGAUUACUAUGCGCUGCAACUUCUCUACGCAGUGGGUGACAUGGAACGUGUCCGCAUUUUUGCUCAACCUUUUAAGGAUGGCCCGCAGUGGUGGCUUGCACUGCUGGCAAUAGGGGCAGACAAGGAAGGCAUCCUAAAAACAGAAGAUCCGGCAAAGGAGUUGAUCGAGAGGGUUGGGGAACUGAGACCGGCAGUCCCGGAUUACAAGUGCUUCUAUCCGAAAGGUAGUAGACUGGACGGGGCACAUGCAAGUAAAUUGGCGUUUCUAGCGAUCUUUUCUAUUAUAAGCAAAGAGAGCAGGGAGCAGGCCAUCAGAUUGGCAAACAAGGCUCGGGCCGAGUUUCAUUACGAGGUUGAGCAGUAG